GCUUCUCUCUGGAGAGAAAGUCUCUUCCGGAUCUAAAAUUUCAUCCCCCGCAUUCCCGGAAAUUUUUCUCCUCCCAAUAUUCCUUGUCUCCUGGUUCCCGCCAUUUUUGUUUGCGGACACUUUGCAAUUGCUUCUGUUCCCCUUCGCGCACAAAUUCCUUUUCCUACUCCGGCGUAACGAAUCUCAUUUUUCCCUACCUUUAAUUUCGUCCGUCUUUUCUCACCGCAUCAAUUGGCCUUUGGAAUUGGGUACAAUCGUUAUUAACAUGGACGAUUUUGGUGUUUUGACGGAGCAGUAUGGUUUGAAGCCGCAAGGGAAAUCGGCUCCGAUGGCCGCAUCGAAACGACCCACCACCGCUAACAGCAAUGCCCCAACUCGGAAUUUUGGGUUUGAUUCGGGUUUGGGUCAAAAACCCACCUCAUACUCCUCAAAAUCUUCUUGGAAUUCGGCUCCUGUUAAUGAUAACGAUGAUAACGACAUUUUCUUCCAAUCGAUACCCAAGCAAAAACCCCAGAAUUCUUUUGGUCUUGGGGAGGAUUUGGGUGACAUUUUUGGUGGAUUCCAGAAGUCCACAAAGCAAUCGGGUUCAAGUAAUCAUGGUAAUGGUGGAUCUUCCUUUGAUUAUGAUUCCAUUUUUUCAAAUUCGGGUGGAAAAUCUUCGUCAAUGAAUUUGUAUGAUGAUGAUGUGUUUGGAGGAAUGCCUGGAUUGAAGAGUUCCCAGAAUGCCAAUCAUGAUGAUAUUUUUGCCUCCUUCACCUCAUCCAAGAAUCAAAAUGCUGCGACAGAUGAUUUGUUGGGGGAUUUUGGAGGAAUGGGUGUGAAAUCGAAGAGUUCCAGCAGGAAUGGAUCUUGGGAGGCGGGGCAAAAUGAGGCUGGUUUCGAUGAUUUGAUACCUGGGUUUGGUGGAAGCAGCCCUCCAAAUAAUGGUAAAAAUAUUAAAACAACUGAGUCAACAUUCAAAUCAGUAGAUGAUCCUUUUCUAGUAUUUGAGUCAGCUUCAAACCCAGCAUAUGCUUCCUCCGAGCCCCCAGCAGACCCACUGGAUGUGUUCAGUAAUCUCAAUAAACAUGGGGGCACAAAACCUAGUGGUUCUUCAAAUUCUUCCUCACUGUUAAGGCCUCCUCCAAAACCUGGACAAGUUUUGAGGCCAGAUAAAGUUAAGAGUUCAGGUGCAUCUUCAAUAGAUGAACUUGAGGACUUUGCCAUGGGUAGGAUGCAUAAUAAGGCUAGUAGAUACAAGGAAGCUGAAGAUGCUGCCCAAAAGACUCAACAGAAGGGUGAAGAUGAUCUAGAAUCCUUUUUUGGUACAAGUUACCGGUCAAAUAGUGUACCAAAAUCUAGGGCAACAACUUUGGAUCCCAUAUUUGAAGCAAAAGUACAGAACAGAGAGCAGAAGGCAUCUACCAAGGUAUCAUCCAGCACAAAAAAGGCAUCUACUGCCCCUAUGACAAAUAUGGUAGAUGACCUGUCUUCAAUUUUUGGAGCUGCCUCAAUGUUCGGAGAAUUUGAGGAAGUGGAAGGGGAAAGUGAAGAAAGGCGUAGGGCUAGAUUGGAACGUCAUCAUCGGACCCAAGACCGAGUGGCAAGAGCAGUUUCUGAUAUGAACCAGCGUGACCUUCAAACACAGUAUGAACAAGAAGAGAGGCGUAGAAUUGCCGAGACUCUAGAUUUUGAGAUAAAACGCUGGGCUAUGGGGAAGGAAGGAAAUAUGCGUGCCCUUUUAUCUUCAUUGCAACAAGUGCUCUGGCCAGAAUGUGGUUGGGACCCAGUUUCACUUACUGAUCUGAUUACAUCUACUUCUGUUAAAAAAGUCUACAGAAAGGCAACAUUAUUUGUUCAUCCUGAUAAGGUUCAACAGAAAGGCGCCACUCUUGAACAGAAAUAUAUAGCGGAGAAGGUUUUCGAUAUCCUCAAGGAAGCUUGGAACAAGUUCAACAAGGAAGAACUUGCUUAAGAUACUGAAAGGUUACUCAUUGGAAGAGCCAAACCACUUCUGUUGCGCAGUUGAGCAGAUUUCACAUAGAUCACAAGAUGCAGGUUUUGCACUGGAAGAGUUAAUCACACAUAUUUGCAAACUUUAAAGCAAGACUAGCUCAAUGACCCAUUAUCCACAAUGAAACUUUCUGUCUAAAGGUGUGAGCAAUUAUAAGGACCACAUUUUGUGUAAAUUAAGGUUCCGUGCGAACAGGUGCAUUCCACAGGGUUUAUUGAACCUACCUUACACGGUAUUUCUGCAAUGUCAAUCAUAGCAAAGAUUUUU
Messenger RNA from Rubroshorea leprosula, 2260 nucleotides. NCBI's taxonomy places the organism in Eukaryota, Viridiplantae, Streptophyta, Magnoliopsida, Malvales, Dipterocarpaceae. The record is from the annotation of a GenBank genome assembly.